AUGGCCACUAUUCUUAGUCGGUCUGGUCCUUUUACAGACCCAGAUUAUACACCAGAAUUUGGUCUAGAGUCCCUUGUUACGAGCAAGGUUCUUGUGCUCGGCGCAGGAGGGUUGGGAUGCGAGAUUUUAAAAAACCUCGUCCUCUCUGGGUUCCGCCAUAUUGAGUGCAUUGACAUGGAUACGAUCGAGACUAGCAACCUGAACCGCCAAUUUCUGUUUCGAUCCGCUGACGUGGGGAAGUCAAAGGCCAUUGUCGCGUGCGAGUUUGUCUCCAGGCGCUUAGCACGCCGAGGACUAACCAUUGUUCCUCACUUUUGCAAGAUUCAAGACUUUGACGACGAUUUCUACUCGCAAUUCUCCAUUAUCGUGUGUGGACUAGACAGUAUUGAAGCCAGACGGUGGAUGAAUGAGAAGCUUGUGUCUUUGGCAGCAACCACGGGCCACAUCAUUCCCUGGAUCGAUGGAGGAACCGAAGGAUUCCAGGGAUCGGUCAAGCUCAUGAUCCCCACCAUAACAGCGUGUUUCGAGUGCUACAUGAAACUGGUUCCUGUCCAAACAACAUACCCCCUGUGCACGCUGGCCUCAACGCCUCGAUUACCGGAGCACUGCAUCGAAUGGGCUCAUGAACUCGAAUGGCCCAAACGCUACCCAGAUAUGGAUUUCGACGCCGAUAUUCCUGAACACGUGGACCUCAUGUACCAGCUGGCUAAGGAGCGCGCUAGCCAGUUUGGCAUCGAGGGUGUCACGAAGGCCAAGACGCUCGGAGUGGUGAAAAACAUCAUUCCAGCAAUUGCGUCGACAAACGCAGUCAUUGCCGCCGCAUGCUGCCACGAGUGCUUCAAAUUUGUCACUUCGUGCGCGGAGAACAUGCGUGACUCCAUGUACUACAACGGAGAGACAGGAGUGGUGUGUGUUUCCGAUCCGUACGACAAGGCCGCAGACUGUGCCGUGUGUGCCAGCUUACCUCAAGAUUAUGUCAUUGAGGAGGGGUGCACGCUAGCCCAGUUUGUGGCCGGGGCCACACAGAAGUUUGGGCUCCAGCAGCCGUUGUUCUUCACAGCGGAGGGCGACUUGUACAACUCGAAAAAACCUGACGCUUUUGUGACGGAUAUUCCUGUGGUUAAAUUAAUUCCGUUCGCGGAUCGAGUUGCCAAAAUGCAAAUUAAUAUCGUCGACAGUUCAAGUCCGUCCACGCUAAAGCUGGUACUCAGGGUGGAGUGA
Ogataea parapolymorpha DL-1 is the source of this 1221-nucleotide messenger RNA. Its product is annotated as Ubiquitin activating enzyme (E1) subunit UBA3. The record is from RefSeq and is a predicted model, not a curated record. Gene Ontology annotation, cellular component: nucleus; cytoplasm. The coding region runs from base 1 to 1221 and encodes 406 amino acids. The transcript has a single exon. NCBI's taxonomy places the organism in Eukaryota, Fungi, Ascomycota, Pichiomycetes, Pichiales, Pichiaceae. Gene Ontology annotation, biological process: protein neddylation. Gene Ontology annotation, molecular function: NEDD8 activating enzyme activity.